CUUCAUUAUGCUAUCGUCCUGUGCUGGCGCCUUCGGUCAUUUGUCUCAGGCCAACUACAAUGCUGGAAACACAUCCGGAAUGCCCUUGCUCGACACCGGACCUCAGUCGGCAUGCCCGCCGUAUCGAUCGACCUAGCUGUAGUUAAGUCAGCUGGGUUUGUAGCUGGGGCAGAUGCCGCAGAGUGAGCGCAUUCCGAAGAGUUUAGGCGAGGAUGUCCUCGAAAUUGACCACGUCCUGGGGAUCAUCGAGACUGCCAUCCGAGAGCCGUUGCGGGCCUCCUGAUGAUAGUCAGAUCGUCAGCUGCCUGGCUCGUUACGGGUCCAUCAUUGAAGGCUCAGCAAGUAAGCGAGAUCGCCGAUUCGCAACGGUGAGGAUGUCGGACCGGACUACCGUCUCAGAUAGACUAGCAGCAGAGAAUACGGCAUAUGCCACCACUGUGCUGAUCCAGACGCUUUCAAGUAGCGGUGUUUCGCUGGUGGAUGCGGUGUAGGCGAUGAUCGCUCAGGCGAUCAUUGGCAAGCUAGCAGAGAUUUUCAAUAUUGCGAUGGCCGAGAUCGACGCCACCUUGCCAAUGUCGCACUACAGUGUCGACUCGUUGGUCGUAGUAGAGUUGAGAAACCGGCUGGGAAGUGCCGCAUAUGCCAAUGUACCCAUCUUCACCAUUCUCCAAACCCCCUCACUCACCGAAUUUGCCUCAUUGGUGGCCUCAACUAGUGAGUUUUUGAAGAUAGAGGUGUAAGGAGGGUAUGGAGUAAAUAUACAUGUUUAGCAAAUUGCGAGGGUAUAUGGCUGGACAUGUAACCCAAAAAAGCAACAGGGCUAGAGGGGUUG
Molecule: messenger RNA, 832 nt
Organism: Ilyonectria robusta
Lineage: Eukaryota; Fungi; Ascomycota; Sordariomycetes; Hypocreales; Nectriaceae
Exons: 2
Coding region: 495-740 (81 amino acids)
Molecular function (GO): phosphopantetheine binding
Source: RefSeq, a predicted model, not a curated record